Messenger RNA from Passer montanus (Eurasian tree sparrow), 8489 nucleotides. RefSeq names its product protein argonaute-4. The coding region runs from base 2333 to 4957 and encodes 874 amino acids. The transcript has 17 exons. Gene Ontology annotation, molecular function: RNA binding; protein binding. The record is from RefSeq and is a predicted model, not a curated record. NCBI's taxonomy places the organism in Eukaryota, Metazoa, Chordata, Aves, Passeriformes, Passeridae.
CCGCUCGGAGCCGCCGGCGCGCAGGAGCCGCAGCCGGGUCGCGAAACUUUGCGUGGGGGUUGCGGCUGCCCUCACGGCCCCGCGGCUGCCGGGGGACGCGCCUCGGCCUCCCCGGGGUGAGCGGGACGGGGCUGGAGCGGGACAGCGGCAGCGAGGGGACGGGGACAGGCAGGGCUGGACUGGCACAGCGAUGCGCGCCCCGCAACCUGUGCAGGGAUAAGUUUUAUAUUUGACAUUGAGCUAUUUCUGAGAGUUUAAGGUGAUGCUGUCUGAAAAUACGGCGGUUUAUUUCUUGAACAAACUUCGCUUAAAUGCUGGUGGGUUUUUGCAUGUGCUGCUUUCCUGCGUGUUCCUAUUCCACGAUUAUUCUCCCAUCAAAUGCCUGCAGGAUGUAUUUCUAGCCCUCGGUGGCCCUGUACACCUGACCCAUCAAAUUCCCAUUGAAACGAUUGGUAUAAGCGAAGUGAUGUUAAUUUUGGUGUGAUAGGAAACAUUUAUUGACACAAAGGUGCAAUUCCAGAAGAAUCCAGAGUUUGAGGUAGUGAGGGCUGACUCAGAGCCUGCUGUAUGUGUGUGAUGUGUCCUGGCCUCCCUGAGUUCCAGCUGGGGAAGCAGAUUCUCUUUCAGUUUUGAAAACUGCUUCCUGUCUGAAGCAAUUCGGUUGAGGUGCUUAGUACAUAAUGGUUGUGGGGUAAGAGAAAUUAAAAUAUAACAGCACAUACAGGCCUAGUCAGGCUGGUCAGAUGAAAAUCCUGUGAUGCCAGAGCAGCCUGGCUUCAAAUGGGAAAACAGUUUGUAGCUGAUUCUCUAGAAUCCUUUAAGAAAUAACUUCAGGAGGAAGAAGAUGUAAUUUUUAUUUCCUUUGGUCAGAACAGAGGGCAGCGUUGCUGUGUGUGUUUGCAGAACUUGUCAAUACCAAGGGAGGAAAAUGGGUAAAUAUAGUUGUCAUUUAAUCUCUUGCAGGAGGUCAGUGCCUGCACUUCCUUCAGACUAAUUAGCAUGGGAUUAAUGGAUCAUCUCUCGUAUCCAAAUACGCACAGCAAACUUUGAUUGCCCUCAAUGAUUCACGCUUGUCAAGACAGCUGUAGUUUUUUUAAACAACAAACUGUAACUUUUUUUAAACACUAACUGUACCCCACUGACCGUGACAGAGCAUGAUCCCUCAGGCGGGUGUGGAGCCAGGAACGUGUCCUGUGGGUGUGUGUCCCCAGCAGCCCCCUGCCACUGCAGCUCUGCAGAGCUGACAUGGCAUUGGCUCCAGCUGCUUACAUGCUCUGUGUUCCUUCUGCUUAAAAAUAUUCCAGGGCUGGUGUCCGUAGGUUGGUAAUUUCAUUUACUAAUGCAGUAGCCAGUGGAUAGCUUUUAAAUCCUGGGAUUUGGUCCUGUGUUUAGUUUAUGGUUGUGUUAAAAGUUUAUUGUGUACCCAAAUGGAAGUCACCUACCUCUCCUUUCUCCUGGUACAAACUCUGAGAUUUUGUCUUACAUGGGUGCUGUCAGGUUAUAAUGCUAAAUUUGCCCUAAGUUUUAUGAUAGGUUUAUUAUUGCAUUCUAGUGAGAGUGCUUGCCCUCUCCUUUGCUGCUCUACAACAGAGGGAAGACACUUUGAUCACGCUGAGCCUUGCUCAGAUAUAGACAAACCCAUGAAAAUAUACCAAUGUCAUUUGCUUUAUGUGCAGUGUCAGCUGAGGCUCUGAUCGAUUUAAAAAAUAGUCGGUUUAAUCUCGUUAACAUGGUAUCUCAGAUCUUAACACUUUGAGGAGGGUAACUAAAGGCUUCCCCAGUGACCAGCUUGCAUGUGAGUAAUGCUUCCAGGCCUCUAAUAAUUUCCUCCUUAGAUCUGUUCCUGAAGCUCUUCUUUUGUCCCAAUAAAAUAUCUCUUCCAUGUCUGUGGGAGUCCAUACCUGUCUAAUGCUUUCUCCCUUAUCUUUCUACUUAGACGAAAGCCUAAACCUUUCCUCACUCCUGUCCUUCUGUUGGAAUUUUAAAUUGGAUCAUUGAUGUCUGAACUUUAAACCUGUAAUGAAAACAAUGACAAAAUGUGACUUUUGGGGCUGUUGGUUUGUUCUAGAAAUGGAGGUAGGGUUGUAUUUAUCUUUGCAUUACGUGAAAAUACAUAAUAUCUGUAUGGUUGCUUUCCCUCUCAGGACUCUGUGAUGUUCUUAACCAUGUUCAUGAAUAAAUGACACUAAAAUUUUAACAAUUAUUUAUGGCACCUACCUAUACAUGCUUUAGGUUUUUUACCUUGGAGUUCUGAGCAGCUGGAAGGCUGAGCCUCUUUGAACGCCUCUGUUUGCAGCCUCAAAAAGCUCAGCAUUUCUUGCUGCCCAGUCCAAUGGUGCAUGGAGUGAGCCAUCACGUCUCACACACAUUUAUUUAUUUGACUUUCCUAGGGCCCCCCACCAGCCUUUUCCAGCCACCCCGUCGCCCAGGCCUGGGCACUGUUGGGAAACCCAUCCGGCUCCUGGCCAACCACUUCCAGGUUCAGAUCCCCAAGAUUGAUGUUUAUCACUAUGAUGUAGAUAUCAAACCAGAGAAACGCCCCCGGAGAGUCAACAGGGAGGUGGUGGACACGAUGGUGAGGCACUUCAAGAUGCAGAUUUUUGGGGAUCGGCAGCCUGGGUACGAUGGGAAGCGGAACAUGUACACAGCACACCCCUUACCCAUUGGCAGGGACAGAGUGGAUAUGGAGGUUACACUUCCAGGAGAGGGGAAGGACCAGACAUUUAAGGUUUCCAUUCAGUGGGUGUCAGUCGUCAGCCUUCAGAUGCUGCUGGAAGCUCUGGCAGGGCACUUGAAUGAAGUUCCUGAAGAUUCUGUACAGGCACUGGAUGUAAUCACACGGCACCUUCCCUCCAUGAGGUACACCCCUGUGGGUCGCUCCUUUUUCUCCCCUCCUGAAGGUUAUUACCACCCCCUGGGAGGAGGCAGGGAGGUCUGGUUUGGCUUCCACCAGUCAGUCCGGCCUGCCAUGUGGAACAUGAUGCUCAACAUUGAUGUGUCAGCGACUGCUUUCUAUCGUGCCCAGCCUAUCAUUGAGUUCAUGUGUGAGGUCUUGGACAUCCAGAACAUCAGUGAACAAAGCAAACCUCUGACAGACUCCCAGCGUGUCAAGUUUACCAAAGAAAUCAGAGGUCUAAAAGUAGAGGUGACCCACUGUGGCCAGAUGAAGAGAAAAUACCGAGUUUGCAACGUUACCCGGCGGCCAGCCAGCCACCAGACGUUCCCUCUGCAGCUGGAGAAUGGGCAGGCCAUGGAGUGCACAGUAGCUCAGUAUUUUAAGCAGAAGUACAGUCUGCAGCUGAAAUACCCUCACCUGCCCUGUCUCCAGGUGGGACAGGAGCAGAAACACACAUACCUGCCACUGGAGGUGUGUAACAUCGUGGCUGGCCAGAGGUGCAUCAAGAAGCUCACAGACAAUCAGACCUCAACCAUGAUAAAAGCAACAGCCAGGUCUGCCCCAGACAGGCAGGAGGAGAUCAGCAGACUGGUGAAGAGUAACAGUAUGGUUGGUGGGCCUGAUCCGUAUCUGAAGGAGUUUGGAAUUGUUGUCCAUAACGAAAUGACAGAGCUGACAGGCAGAGUUCUGCCAGCCCCAAUGCUGCAGUAUGGAGGCAGGAACAAGACUGUGGCCACACCAAACCAAGGCGUGUGGGACAUGAGAGGGAAACAGUUCUAUGCUGGCAUUGAGAUUAAAGUUUGGGCUGUUGCCUGUUUUGCUCCUCAAAAACAAUGCAGGGAAGACUUGCUGAAGAGUUUCACAGACCAGCUGCGCAAGAUCUCCAAGGACGCCGGGAUGCCGAUCCAGGGCCAGCCCUGCUUCUGCAAGUACGCCCAGGGUGCAGACAGCGUGGAGCCCAUGUUCAAACACUUAAAGCUGACUUAUGUUGGCCUGCAGCUCAUCGUGGUGAUUCUGCCUGGCAAGACGCCUGUGUAUGCUGAAGUCAAGCGGGUUGGAGAUACUCUGCUAGGCAUGGCCACACAGUGUGUUCAGGUAAAGAACGUGGUCAAAACCUCUCCACAAACACUGUCCAACCUGUGUCUGAAGAUCAACGCCAAGCUUGGAGGAAUCAACAAUGUGCUGGUACCUCAUCAAAGGCCCUCAGUGUUCCAGCAGCCAGUGAUCUUUCUGGGAGCAGACGUCACUCACCCUCCCGCCGGGGACGGGAAGAAGCCGUCCAUCGCGGCCGUGGUGGGCAGCAUGGACGGGCACCCCAGCCGCUACUGCGCCACGGUGCGCGUGCAGACCUCGCGCCAGGAGACCUCCCAGGAGCUGCUCUACAGCCAGGAGGUGAUCCAGGACCUCACCAACAUGGUGAGGGAGCUCUUGAUCCAGUUCUACAAAUCCACUCGUUUCAAGCCCACGAGGAUCAUUUACUACAGAGGGGGAGUGUCGGAAGGACAGAUGAAACAGGUAGCUUGGCCAGAGCUGAUCGCCAUCCGGAAGGCCUGCAUUAGUUUGGAAGAAGAUUAUAGACCUGGAAUAACCUACAUUGUUGUGCAGAAAAGGCACCACACCAGGCUGUUCUGUGCCGACAAAACUGAAAGGGUGGGUAAAAGUGGCAACGUACCAGCAGGCACUACUGUGGACAGCACCAUCACACAUCCCUCUGAAUUUGACUUUUACCUCUGUAGCCAUGCAGGAAUUCAGGGAACCAGCCGGCCCUCCCACUACCAGGUGUUGUGGGAUGACAACUGCUUCACAGCAGACGAGCUGCAGCUGCUGACGUACCAGCUGUGCCACACGUACGUGCGCUGCACCCGCUCCGUCUCCAUCCCCGCGCCCGCCUACUACGCCAGGCUGGUGGCCUUUCGGGCCAGGUACCAUCUUGUGGACAAGGAUCACGACAGCGCUGAGGGCAGCCACGUGUCGGGGCAGAGCAACGGCCGCGAUCCGCAGGCGCUGGCCAAGGCCGUGCAGAUCCACCACGACACCCAGCACACCAUGUAUUUCGCUUGAGAGCCCCUGGGAGGAUGAGGCAAAACAACUACCCAUGCAGUCCUGAAGUGUUUGGAAGCCUCCUGCUCUAUCCAGGGCCGGGGGAUUUCGGACUGCCCACUACCAGCAGCUCCGGACAGUCGCACUGAAUCUGUUCUUCACUGCAACGUCUGAUGCACCAACACAAUUGAGCCAUUUGUUUCAUUGUUUUCUGUACUAGAAAUCCAUAGACUUGUCUUUUCUGAUGCAUUGGACUGAAUUUUUACCUCAAAGCGCAAAGGCCGAUCAUCCUGAAAUUUUUCAAGGACUUGGCACGAAAGGUUUCUAUCAAAUCUUUUGCUAGCUGUGGUUUUUUCAGUUCUCCUCAUCCCAUGAGCUGACGGUGACUGCUGCUCUGUCUCCGUGCCCUGCUUCGUGAGUAUGAUGUGAUGGCAAAAUGUUUUAUCCAGCUCGCUGUAAUCCUUCUGUCGUGUGGGGCCAUAGAUUUUUUUAUGGAGAUUUUAGACUUCACUACUGUAAAUGCCUUUUAACAAACAUAACUUUCACAGGUAUUGCAGUUUUUUGUCAGUUUUACUAAUUAUCUUUUUAAUCUCUGCAGACUUGGGCUGCAAAGCAAUUGCACUAUACUGCGAGUUAAUAGGUGGUUCUUGUUCUGUGAAUGUGUAAUAUAACCAAUAGUGAUGCCUGUCAGUAGAUUUUAAUGAUAAUGGUUAUAAAUAAUACUGCCAUGGUAUCGUAACAAGUAUUGAACCAUCAUUUCCCCCCUCUAAAAAUGAUAAAACAAAAAAAAAAAUUUAGCUUUUAGGUAUUUUGCAAACUUUUACAAAAGUGCCCACUUUAUGCUGCUGUGUGGUUUGAUAAAUCUAAGUGAUUUUAAAACUUUUUUCUCAUAGAAGGUUUAACUUUGGCAAUAAAUCUUUGUUUUUUAAGCCCCCCCAAACAGUGUAAUUUUCUAGCUGAGGAUUGUGCAUGAGUUUAACCAACAUUCUCGUGUCGUUUUCUGAACACACAAUUUGGCAGUUUCUGAAACAAAUUAGAAAAGACACAUUUCCAUGCUUUUUUUAAGAAUUAUUUUUAACUGUUUUAUAUUCACUGUUGGUGUCCUGUCUACAACAUUUUUUAUAAGCUUGGAAACUGGGUGUUCCGUGUAGGAAAGGCCAACGUGUGCAGUUGAAAUGUAUUGUGUGACAGGCAACCUGAGGACUUGUACCAGCAUUUUGAACUGUUUUUUUCCUGGGAAUCUGGGUUGCCCACACAAUUGCAUUUACAGCAUGUUGAACCCGUGUGAGUCUCAAAUGCUGAUUCUGUCCCAGCCUAGAAAUUAGGGUUUUUAAUCUGCUUGGCUUUUUUCAGCUGCAACCUGUAAUCCAGAACAGGGACCUUGUUUCCCUGGUAUUCCUGUAAUCCAUGAACGUAGUAAUUUAAGACUAGAUUCCUUAUUGUAUACCUGAGUUAGUGCAGAUUAAAGCUUAUUCCUAAACUGAGGAGGAGUUUGAGGAGCCCAAGGAUUGCACUGUGGUCUCUGAUACUUGUGUGGGGUUUGCUGCUAAGUUGUCUGCUGUCCCAAAGCUUAGGAACCAGCCCCCUCCAAAUUUCAGCAAUAGGAAAUGCUGUUUCCUUCAGUCUUUAAGCUUGUAAAUAAAUGAAAGUUUACAUUUCUAAAUGCUGUUGUUUUCAGUUGUACCAGAGUACACUGAACAUCUUCAAACAGUUUUAUAACCUCCUUGCCAGUAGUACGUCUCAUAAAUUAAGUUUAACCUCUUUUCAUUUCUGUUCAAAAUGGGACUGAAGUGAACCCUGCUCCUGGCACGUGCCAGGACAGGUUUAGAUUGAAAAAACAAAAAAGAUUCUUUUACGUUUUUUAACUUUUAUUUUAAAGAAUACCUCACUUGUGUAACAAAAUCAGGACAUGUGGGUGGGAGACUGACCGCUGCUUUUCUCAGUACUCGUUCAGGGAGAAGACACAAAAACCCUUUUUAGAGUGAACUCUGACUGACCCAACACACACGGAGAACUUUGGCACCUUGAAAAGCACCUGAGCACCUGUUGGAGGUGGUAGGAUCCAAGAUCCCUGAUUUGAGUUUGUGCACUAGGAAUGGGGCUGGUUUAACAAGGGUGCAUAAAAAAUGAACUUUUAUCACCAAUUAGUUGUCCAGUGCCAAGCACUCCUGGUUGAGACUGAGGGAAGGGAGAGCCUCUCCUUGGUUUGCCUGUGACUGGAUAUUUGACCUCAGACCAGGUGGAGCAUCAGCCCCUGGUGAGCCCUGGGCCAGCACCUGAGUCGGGCUGGUGUGAGCCCACCCCGGGCACAGGGCUGGAGUUUUGGGGGGAAAGCACUGAAGUUCAGGAUCCAAGUUGCAGCAGUGCUGCCCUAGGCAGGUCUGAGCCCAAGUCUGGAGGACUUGAGGACCUGAGUGAGCCCUGUGGGCCUGAGUGACUCGUUCUGCAUGUGUCAAUCAAUGGGAAGAUGUGCAUUCUUGUAGCUGUAGUUUUAGGGUGUUUUGAUUUUUGUUUUUUGGGGUUUUUUUAUAAAUAAAGCCUGUUGGCCACUGUUUAGCUCUGUGGUGUGAAAGAUUUUAAAUGUAGCAAAGUUCAAAGAGUUGGGAUGGGGGUGGUUGAUAUAUAUUAAAAAAAAUAUUAAAAAAAAAGGGGGGGAGGGGGCAGAAAUCCUGUUUUCCACCCGGUUCUGCUUGCUUUGUCCCUGCUGAGCUCUGAACAAGCUCUGGCAAUCCCAAGUUAGCCUGUCUCCAGCAGUCUGGCUCUUGUAUUGCUGGGAGCUCCCCAGGCACCCGGAGCUCCAUCCAGAGGGAGCCGAGGUCGGUGCAGGGGCUGUCCUGUGCCCCCCUCUCGCUGCCCUUGGGAUGGGGCAGGGCCAUGGAUCAGAGCUGGCAUCUGACAGCCCCGACCCCUUUGUGGAUGUGCUGUAGGAGUUUUCUUGCUCAAUAGCGAGGGCGUGACUCUGCUUUCAUUUUCAGAAGGCAGGGCCAGAGGGCAUUGGAUCCAUCCCGAUCCCGAUCCACUGCGAGGCUCUUUCCCUGUGCACUGGAGGAAAGAUCUUGCACUGAAUAUCACUUACAGAUUUUCUUAGACCUUGCUAUUGACAUUUUCAUAUUUCUAUGUCUAGAGGCUGCAAUUUCAAUGUAAAAUGUUUGCAUUUGUUCAGUUUGACUUCUGAUGUAAUUUUUUGGUUUCUAUAUUGUUAGACUUGUAAUGUUUCAAAUGGUAUUUUAUUAACUUUGGACUGGAUGUAUGUCUCUAGCAAUACGAGGUACUUUCUAAACUGUCCUGGGGCUCACAGCCCCGUGUCGAGAUAAGAUGCUGGUCGUGUACAAUUGCAUUGUAUUUUUUUUUUUAGCCUGCAGGGAUAUUUUGUGUUCAUGUGUCCAAAAAAAAUAAUAAUAAUAAAAAAAAAUUGGCAUUCUCGUGCCAAAUGUUCUGUUUUUCCUUAUUGCUGUCCAAUAAAUGCAAUGUACAGAGUGAGCAACCAAUACUGUUGCCUGUAAACAAAUGUCUUAAACUAUUUAACUUUUAAUUAAAACUUGUACACAACGUG